Molecule: messenger RNA, 792 nt
Organism: Paracoccidioides lutzii Pb01
Product: alkaline phytoceramidase
Exons: 2
Coding region: 1-792 (263 amino acids)
Biological process (GO): ceramide biosynthetic process; ceramide catabolic process
Cellular component (GO): endoplasmic reticulum membrane
Source: RefSeq, a predicted model, not a curated record
AUGUGCGUCCAGUGGGAUUAUAUCGCCCUAUUUAUAAUGCUUUUCCAUAUCUAUGGGAUAACCCAACUAAUAGCAAAAAUAUCAGACCCGAUGCAACUCGUCGACGAGCUCUCCAUGAUAUACACGACCUGCCUAGUCUGCUACGCCACAUUUUCAUUCUCCAAAUCGACCAAAAGCCGCAUAUUCCUAGGCCUUUCCCUUCUUGGCCUAGCCCUCUCCAUAACCUUCUACUAUCACUACAUCCAAAACCCGGUCUUCCACCAAAAUUCUUACGCCCUGCUAACUGUGAUCGUUCUCCUUCGCAGCAUUUGGGUAAUGGAAACCACAUUACGCCCGUCAAGCCGCAAUAAGGGCCAGGAAUUCCGCCCAAAACGCCAGAUAUACGAAGAUGAGCGGGAUUUGAAGAUCCUGAAUACCAUGUGGAUCAUGGUAGCGUACGGCCUAGUCUCAUUCCUGGGCGGCUUUGCGAUCUGGAAUUUGGAUACCAUGUUCUGUUCUCGGUUGCGCGGCUGGCGGAGGGAGAUUGGGCUGCCAUGGGGGAUUUUGCUGGAGGGGCAUGGCUGGUGGCAUCUCAUGACGGGCAUUGGCGCAUACGUUUAUAUUGUCUGGGGCAUCUGGCUACGCCACUGCCUCAACGGACGCCAGGAUGAAUACCGCCUCGUCUGGCCUCAUUUCUAUAGCUUUCCGGACAUCGUUCGCGUCUCCAAUUCUGACAAAACCAAUGGUUCGUCGACUAAGUUGGUGACAUCCUGUGAAUCUCGUCAAAAUGGGGUGUCGGAGAACAUACAUUAG